AUGAGUGCUAAUAUAAAAAAAUGUUGUCCAAACUGUAGUCAACUAUUUUGCUUAAAAUCGUUAUCUUCAAAACAGAGCAAUGACAAUAUACCACUUUUUUUAAAAUGCGGUCAUUCAAUGUGUGAAAAGUGUAUUAAAAACUUAGUGAAGUUUGGCGAACCCAUCGAAUGCAAGGUGUGUCAUAGUGACAUGGAAAUAGCCGCUAAUGAUGUAGCAUUAUUGUUGCAAAACAAAAUUAAACUGCAUCAAUUAUUCCCUGUCAAUGUUUAUAUGCUCGGGGAACUCUCGCUCGAUUUCUUAGAGACUAAUACGGAAGCCAAGAAUAAAAAUGAAGAUUAUUUUCUCAAUUUGGAAGCAAUUAUUCGUGGCACGGAAAUUACUCAAGGUCAAUGCGUGGAGUGCCAGAACCUAACUACAAAAAUGUGCCAACAAUGUGCUACAAUACUGUGUGAUAAUUGCUUCAACAAAAGCCACAAGAACUUUGUUGUUUUCAGAAACCAUAUACUACAGAAUAUUGAGCCAAAAUUAACAUUAAACAAUUGCAAAGUGCAUACAGAAAAGUCAUUGGAUUACUAUUGUAAGGAUUGUUCUAAAUCUAUUUGCAUGGAUUGUUUGGUUGUUGGUGGUGAAAAGUCAUGCAAAAAUCAUAAUUUGGUAUCCAUACAAGAAGUGAAUGAAGAACUAUUGGAAAAAUUAGCCGAAAUUUCACCAAAAGUUGAUGAGACAUUUAGGCGAUUGACAAAAACUGCGGUUGAUAUUGGUCAUUUGCUUCACAAUAUAGAAAACGAGACAGGAUCCACAGACCUUACACAAAUAACAAAUGAAGUCGAACAACAUUUCUCAAAACUUACGUCAAUAAUCCAGAAAAAAAAGCAGGAUGUGAUUGAUAAAAUACUUGUACUAAAAAAUGCAGAAAAAGAAAAACUGCACGAAGCCAAAAAUUCGGUUGCCAAUUCAAUUAAGAAAGCAAAUUCCGUACUGAUUUCUAUAAACAAAUCUUUAAGUGUGGAAAAAAUCAAACAGGCAAAUAUGUCAACACUUCUUGAAGAUGCAAAACAGGUUUUAUCCAGUCCCUGGUACCUAAACCGCAACAAGACGACAUUAAAGUUGGUGGUGAAUGAAGAGAUAUGCAACCUCAUCAAUGACUUUGUUCUUUUAGAAGAGGAGGGCAAUGUCGCCUAUGAACUUGUUGAUACCGCUCAUCUCGAUCCAAGUGUUGAAAUACCACCUCCUCCACCAGCACCAGUAUAUCCCCCUGAACUACCCAAAGAUGUGAGACAUCUAAACAAAACGAAAAAAGCUGAAAAAGAAAGAGAAACUACCAAAACACCAUCAUUUUAUAAGAGUGCACCAAAAUACCAUACCAAGAGUGGUUCUAUUUCAUCAUUGAAUUCUCUGCAUAGUGACUCUUCUCACAAAAGCUCUGCUAGAGAUGAAGGACUCCACAAACCGAUAGUGCAGCCUGUGUCGCCGUUUCCAGAAAGUCACCAUCCUAGGCAACUUUAUGCAGGUGGCCAUGAGUUGGUUUAUAUUUCACAUAUAGUGAGUCCGCACGACUUUUUUGUACAACGAGCUUGUCAUCAAGGCAUGGUGGAAGAAAUGAUGAAAGAGUUCCGAAAUGCUGUAUCAUUACCCAAACCCUCAAUAAGUCACGUAGCUGAAGGGAAACUGUACUUGGUGUUCAACAAGGCAGACAAUUUGUGGCAACGAUGCAGAGUAAUUAGUAUUGACAGAAAGGAUAUCAACAAGCCAUUGUUCCAUGUGUUUUGCAUUGAUUUCGGAAGCACGGAAAUUGUUCCUAUUGAUAAGUUACGUCUGCUUCCUCCUGCAAGAGUGCAGUCGCCUUUACCCUUCGCUAUAAAGUGCUCACUGGUUAACUGUGAACCCGUAGCUGGUUCAUGGACGAGCGACGAUGCAAUCCUCAUACAAAAUAUAACUGACAAUAAGCAGGCGGUGAUACAUAUCCACUCUAUUCGCUCGACGUCCAAUUUCAACGUUAGAGUGGAGUGUGAUGUUACGACGUACGAGGGCGGUGUUAGUCUAGCACACGCUCUAGCGUUUCAUGGACGGGCUCGCAUGCCGAACCCUAAACUGCCGUAUCCAAAGCUAAUAAGUGCUGUAGAGAAUCCCAAAUUGUUUAUAAGCAACAACGAUUUCAAACCCAAAACUGUGGAAGAAGUCUAUAUAACUCACAUAGUGAGCCCGGAUGUCUUCUAUGUGAGAAAGCACCAUCUGCAAAAAGUAUAUGAAAAGCUAUGUGAAGAUUUGGACCAAAAUUAUAGUUUGAGUGUAAAUACUGGAAGUAUUUACCUACCACACAUAGACAUGGUGUGCGUGGUGAAUGUGGAGAAGUACAGCGUGGCGGACGCGCACACGCCGGUGCGGCAGGCGACGUGGGCACGCGCGGUGGUGCGCGAGCUGCCAGGGCGCGGCCGCGUGCGCCUGCUGCUGCCUGACUGCGGCGCCACGCUGCUCGCGCACUGGACUGCACUGCGCCGCAUACUGCCCAAGUUCACCACGCUCCGAGCACUCGCAACUGAAUGUCACUUGGCCGGAGUGACGCCAAUAAACAAAAAGUGGAAUCCCAACUCCGUGGCGCUGCUCCAAAACUACCAAGGUCGACUCUUAGAACUGCAUGUUGAAGAUAACCACAACCGUUCCCUAGGUGUUACACUGUAUGACAAAACAAACGAAGAUGAUGUCGUAUGCAUUAACACAGAAAUGGUGAAAUAUAAAUUCGCAGUUACAUUUGGAUUAUUCAUGUUUAACAAAGAAAAUAUUGUUGAAGAGCAAGUAAUCACUAACAAGUCCCCACCUAAAGAAACACCGCGUCCUAAAACUCCAUCUAAGAGCAUUAAAAUUUUGAAAAACGAAACUUCACCAAAGCCCAAGAAUAAGGAAGAAAAUUUAGAAGCUAAAGAUAAAGGGCCAUUAAGAUUGGAAGCAAAAGUUUUGUAUUAUCAAUCUCCAUCUCUCAUUUACGUAUCGCUUGUUCAUCAGCAGAAGCAGUUAAAUGUUCUGUUUGAGAAUAUACAAAAGUACUAUUCGAAGAAAAAAUUUCAAAAAAAAGAUGAUUGGAAGGUUGGUGAUAGAUGCUGCACCAUAUGUCAACAAUCACAAACAUGGCGCCGUGCAGCCAUUGUCGAACUAGAAGGUGAAAAUGCUAAGGUCUUCUAUUCAGACUUUGCAUGUGUUGAAACUGUACCAGUAUCAAGUUUGAGGGAAUUGAGUCAAGACUUCGCGUCGAUUGGUGACGCCGCUAUUAAAUGCCAUUUGAGCGGCGUAAUACCCGCAGAUGGAGAAGAGUGGCCAUCUCUUACAAAAGAAUAUCUAAAAGAAAUGUUGGAUGCAUACAAAAGAGUUUUUAUUACAAAGAUUGGAAAUUUCAAAGAUAAGAGUAUGCCGAUUGAGAUGUGGGUUUAUCACACAACCCAAGGUGGCGCUUUGGAGCCCAAUACUUCAGAAUGGCGUUGCCUUAAUAAGAAAAUCAUUGAACAAGGUCUGGGCAUACCCGAUAAAUCUCAACAGAUUAAUGAUCCAGAUGGUGAAGCCGAAGCAGGCGAAAAUGUGCUAUCGUUUCUGAACAUGACUGGUUCAGUCCAAGAAUGGCUACAACUGGAGCCAAUGCCUACAAAACCUUUUGUUUUUAAAUCAGACUCCGAAAGCCACUCCAACAGAUCAACACCAUUAGAAUUUGAAUCUACUUCCAAAUCUGACACUGAUAAUAAACAGGAAACCAUAUUUAUAUCAGAUUGGUUGCCACCAGAAACAUUGCAAAACAAAGAAUUCACAGGUGUACCCACGUAUGUGGACAACGAUGGAAUUAUUUAUCUUCAUGAUAUAUCGCAAGAAGACACAUUGGACUUAAUUCGAAAAGCGCUAGAUGUUCGCUUUAAAAAUCCGGAUCCUAAAGCUAAAUACGCCAAGUGGUCAGUUGUUGAAUUUGAAAUGGCCGAGUAUACUGAUGGCUCUAAAGCGGUUGUGAGGAAGUUUGCCCGUGAUGAAGGACGAAAUAACGUGGAAGAACAUUCGUUCGUGGCGGAAUCAGACUCUGGGCCAGAUUACAUUGUUGAAGAAGAACAAGAUCCGGAAAUGUCGGCGUCUCUUGACUCAUUUAAUAUGAAGGAAUUAGAAGGAAAAGAUUGGAACCAAUUAUUGCAAGAAGAAGAAAAGCUACCUCUUGAAGGAAACUAUACUACAUUCCCAAAAAAUUUUGAUAAAGAUUUUAUAUGUAAUAUCACAGUCAUCAAUGACAUGAACAUUCUUGAACUUAAUAUCAUUAAAAGUAACGAAAAUAUGGAAUUGUAUGAGAUGAUGUUCGAAAAACUACAAGAAAAAGCAAAUAGCAUGCCACCUUUGAACGGCAUAUUUGAAAAUAAAGCAUGCGUUGCUCUUUUCGAUGAAGAUGGUCAGUGGUAUAGAGCCACAAUUUUGGAAUACAGUGAAAAUACAAAUCGCGUAAAAGUUAGGUAUAUAGAUUAUGGCAACAUUGAAAUAAUCUUUUUAGCUGACGUCAGGGAAAUUGAUGAAGAAUUCACAAAAUUACCGCCACUGACCGUAUCGGCAACUUUACAUGGUGUGAAAAUUAACCCAAACGUGGAAAUAAAUAUUCUUACAAAAGAAUACGAAAAUACAUUUUUGGAUAAAGGUCCAUUCCGUGUUAAAGUUAUUGAUUACAAAAAUGGAAAGCCGUCUGUUGAACUAAGAAAUGAAGAUGACGAAUUAGUUUAUGAGCACCUUAUUGAGAGUAAGGUUUUUUUGAGUUCAGAUGAGUAA
Molecule: messenger RNA, 4776 nt
Organism: Parnassius apollo (apollo)
Lineage: Eukaryota; Metazoa; Arthropoda; Insecta; Lepidoptera; Papilionidae
Source: the annotation of a GenBank genome assembly